This is a messenger RNA of Pteropus alecto (black flying fox), 1963 nucleotides long. RefSeq names its product coiled-coil domain containing 38 (gene CCDC38). The coding region runs from base 1 to 1725 and encodes 574 amino acids. The transcript is spliced from 14 exons. The record is from RefSeq and is a predicted model, not a curated record. Lineage: Eukaryota; Metazoa; Chordata; Mammalia; Chiroptera; Pteropodidae. Gene Ontology annotation, cellular component: centrosome.
AUGUCAUCACAUUUUUUGCCGAUGUCACUGACUUCUGAAGAUAAAGUAAAGGAUGACUCAAUCAAAAAGGAGAGGCCAUAUAAGAUCUUUUUCAAAGAUCUCUUUCUUUUUAAAGAAAAUGAAAUGGCAGCAAAGAAAAAGGAAAAACAUUUGAACCGCAACUUGAAGGUUCACCAAAAGUCUACUUUUUCAUCCCGAAUGAAGAGUCGUUCACACCUGAGCAAGAUAGUAUUCUACUCUGACACAGCUGGUGGCUCCUUUGAAAAUUUUGGGCUAGAUCCCACUCUUGUUCUCAGAUUAACAGAAGGUUCAGACACAAAAAAGACUGUCCAGGAAUUUAUUGAUGACCAGAGAGACAGGUUUCUGCUCGAGUAUUCUCUGUCAACCAAAAGAAAUACAAUUACAAAAUUUGAUAAUCACAUAGCAACGAGGGAACGGCAACUCCUAAAAGCAGAAACAAAGCUCCAAGAAGAUGCAAUGGCCUUUGAAGAGUUCCUUCGAGAAAAUGACCAGAGAUCUGUAGACGCCCUUAAAAUUGCAGCACAAGAAACUAUAAACAAACUCCAAAUGACCGCAGAGCUAAAGAAAGCGAGUAUGGAGGUACAGGCAGUGAAAAGUGAAAUAUCAAAAACAGAAUUCCUCCUUAAAGAGUACAUGAAAUAUGGACUUUUUCUUCUGAAAUUGUCUCCAAAACAUUGGCAAGUCCAGCAAGCGCUGAAAAGGUUACAGAUGUCAAAGAGUAAGGAAAAUAUAAACGGCGUGCUUCCUAAAAAAUUGCCAAGCCAUCAUUCCAUCUGCAAAGAGUUUUAUUUCUUCAUUUAUGGUCUGUAUGUCUUUUUUCCUAUUCUUGCCUUAUUGCAGUGGGUAGAACUUCCUAUGUUGAAUAAGAGUAGUAAGAGCAGAUAUCCUUGCCUUGUUCCCUGUCUUAAGAGGAUCCAGGUUUUCACCAUUAAUCCACCUGACAGUUUAAGUUCAGAAGACAGUUUGGAAUUCACUUUAGAUGAUGAUAUGGACUAUGACCUGGAGCCAGAACUUUAUUUCAAAGAACCAGAAGAGUUACUUCAAGUCUUCACAGAGCUGGAAGAGCAGAAUCUUACUUUGGUACAAUAUUCCCAAGAUGUUGAUGAAAAUCUUGAAGAUGUGAAUAAAAGAGAAAAACUUAUACAGGAUAAAAUAAAUAGCAACAUAGAAUUUCUUUUGGAGCACAAGGAAAUGCUUAAGGCUAACUGUGUGAGAGAAGAGGAAAAAGCAGCAGAACUGGAAUUAAGGUCCAGGCUAUUUAAUUUUGGACAAUUUAAUUCAGAUGCCCAGGAAAAACUGAUAGACUCUCUUAGUAAAAAAAUUAAUCAAGUAUACAAAGUCUGCAUUGGAGAUGGUGAGGUUGGCAGCCUCAACCCAGUUCAAAAGCUGGUAAAAGUAGAGUCUCGCCUGGUGGAAUUGAGUGACCUCAUUGAAUCCAUUCCCAAAGAAAACGUGGAGGCAAUUGAGAGGAUAAAACAGAAAGAACGACGGCAAAAGCUGCGUGAAGAGAAAAUGAAAGAAAAACAAAGACACCAGGAGGAAAGGCUAAAAGCUGCACUGGAAAGAGCGGUAGCACAACCAAAGAAAAAGCUGGGAAGACGACUUAUCUAUCGUUCAAAACCUCCAUCUGGUAACAAACAGGAACUACUUUUAGUCAAGGAUACAAAAUCAAAAUCAGUAGAGGAUGAAUAUUUUUUCACUUGAAUAGGAGCAGUAAGAUGUUUAUUACCAGAAUGUUUUAGGCAUAUUUUAUAGAUUUUGGUUUUCAAUAAUGGCAAUAUUCUGCCCCAUAUGCUGGCCUAACCAAUUUGAGGAAGAUAGGUCCUUGUUCAAAAGGUUAUAGGAUUGGGAAAGGGAGUUAUUUUCUUUUGUUGAAGAUUUUUAUUAUCCAUAUUUUAAGUAUUAUUCUAAACCUUAUAUAACUAUACUUUGAGUUGUACCA